AUGGCCUCCAGAGUCUUCCAGGAUGAUGAACUUUCCAGCCAGGAUAACUUUUCCUUGUGUUCCAGCACGCAUCAGACCCAUGGAACCCCCAAUGGACUCCGGGGACUAUCAUGGCCGUUGGGCGAUAUGGACGCCCUGGACAAUGGGGUCAUGUCGUCCUCCAAGCCCGAGUCCCCCGAGGUACAGAUGCUGUCUUUCUCCCUGUCACAGCAAUUGAUGCCCUCCACCGUGGGCCCCAGUGAUGUAAUGUAUCAUCACAAUGGGACCGAGUUCCCCGGACUCCAAGAUAAUGACCUGGAUUUCUCCCACACGCAGGACUACCACUACUCCUCUCUCGUGGACUUCACUGCGUAUGACAAUGAUACCAGCGGACAGAAUGGCACCCAGUCCUGCACCCCGGAUGAGACGCUCAGCCACGGCUCUCAUGCGGAUGACACCAAGCUGUCGAGCAAUGAUACUUGGAACUCCUUGAUGACCGAUGCCCGGAACUACCAGGGAUCAAACAUGGACCAGUUCACUUCCAAUCUCUUCCAGACCAUGCCGGUCUCUCCGCCCCUGACGGACGCGAGCCAUGAUAUUUCCGUGACUUCUUCCUGCUCCCACUCUGGAUACCCAACCUUCAUGACCCAUGAGGAUGCCAUGUUGAAAGAUGUCACCGCGACUCCCAUGGCAUCCCAAGGCAUCAACCUAGCAGAUCCGCUGUUCCCCUUGACGCCGCCGCUGAGCGACCAAGACCCCAACCGGACCAUCCGACCCUCCAAGGGCGCGCGGAGGCCCGCGCUGCAGACGUCGCCGUCCCGAUCCCAGCCCAAGCAGGAGUCUGAAAUGUUCCCACCUCUGCCAGCCAAGGAGUCCGUCCGGCCACGAUCCAAGGAGACCACCGAAAUGAGAAAUCCCCGGGACCACCCCUACUAUUCCUUGCCCACUCACAGCGAUGGAAAAUACUACUGCCCCUUCACCAACGGAGAGAAGCCCUGCAACCAUCCGCCAACCACCCAGAAGUGUGCCUACCAUAAAUAUCUGGAUUCCCAUCUGAAGCCCUACCGCUGCAAGGUGCCUGCCUGCAUGGAUGCCCAACUGCAAUUCUCCUCCAAUGCCUGCCUCUUCCGCCACGAGCGCGAAGCCCACGGAUUCCACGGCCACGGAGACAACCCCCAUCUCUGCCUGUUUGAAGGAUGCGACCGCUCCGUCCCCGGAUACGGCUUCCCCCGCCGCUGGAACCUCUUUGACCACAUGAGACGGGUGCAUGACUACGCCUCGUCGGACCGCCCCAGCUCCCCGGACGCGUCGCCCACCAGCGGCCAGGCCCCCAAGAAGAAGGACGCGCCGCCCCGCAAGCGGAGAGUCACCGGCGUGAGCGGCGCCCAGACCAUGAAGCGCACUCGCUCGUCGCAGUCGCAGACCAACCCGCUCAAGGCCGCCCAGCAGACCACCGCCCACCACGGCCAGCGGCUGCAGAACGCCGAGAGGAACUACCACAACUGCCGCGCCCGUCUGCUCGAGGAGCUGCGCCACAUCACCCCGCAGGACGCCUCCAUGCACGAGAAGGUCAAUGCCAGCCUGCAGGAGCUCAUCACCCUCGGCCUGAACUAUCGGCACAUUGAAGCCAGCCAGGCCGCCUCCAACAUUGCCAAUGGUCUUCCCGCUUGA
This is a messenger RNA of Aspergillus terreus NIH2624, 1650 nucleotides long. Its product is annotated as putative C2H2 finger domain protein. The transcript is spliced from 3 exons. The record is from RefSeq and is a predicted model, not a curated record. NCBI's taxonomy places the organism in Eukaryota, Fungi, Ascomycota, Eurotiomycetes, Eurotiales, Aspergillaceae. Bases 1 to 1650 code for a protein of 549 amino acids.